This is a messenger RNA of Hypoxylon fragiforme, 1661 nucleotides long. RefSeq names its product alcohol dehydrogenase. Lineage: Eukaryota; Fungi; Ascomycota; Sordariomycetes; Xylariales; Hypoxylaceae. Gene Ontology annotation, molecular function: zinc ion binding; S-(hydroxymethyl)glutathione dehydrogenase [NAD(P)+] activity. The coding region runs from base 463 to 1605 and encodes 380 amino acids. The transcript is spliced from 5 exons. Gene Ontology annotation, biological process: formaldehyde catabolic process. Gene Ontology annotation, cellular component: cytosol. The record is from RefSeq and is a predicted model, not a curated record.
GUGAAGUCUACUACUACAUAGUAGUACAAACCAUUUGAUACCUACUUACCUACAUACGAAUACGUAUACCUUAGGUAUAUGUUGAUAUGUAAGUACAAUACAUGCAUAGGUAAGUAGGUAAGUAAUGGGCUGGACCGGGUCAAUCAUGUCUCCUCACUGCCGUGCCGGCCACCCCACCUCAAGAAUUUACCAAGUGGUGGGGUCAAAGAGGCUUCGAGCAAAAAACUCCGCAUCAAACAAGAUGACCGGGACAUUGCACAGUGAUAAACCUGCCUAGUACUAGGUACUAUCUACUAGGUACUAUCUACUAGGUUAGGUAGGAACAAUUCAUUACUUAUAAAGCUUGACAGCUCAAGAUCUUUCUUUCAUCUAAUUCUCCUAAUUCCCCCCUCAAGUUUAUUUAUUUCAACUUUGAUACCUUUUUUAUCAUAUUUCCAAUCUUCAUUAUUCCAAUUCGACAUCAUGGCUGAUACCGUUGGCAAGACCAUCAAGUGUAAGGCCGCCGUUGCCUGGGAAGCUGGUAAACCUCUGAGUAUCGAGGAAAUCGAGGUCGCGCCCCCGAGAGCCCACGAAGUUCGAAUCCAGAUCUAUUACACUGGUGUCUGUCAUACAGAUGCCUACACGCUAUCAGGCAAAGACCCAGAAGGCGCAUUCCCUAUUGUCUUGGGGCACGAGGGAGCUGGUCUCGUCGAAUCCGUUGGUGAAGGUGUCACCAAUGUAAAGCCUGGCGACCAUGUCGUCGCACUCUACACUCCCGAAUGCAAGGAAUGCAAGUUCUGCAAAUCUGGCAAGACAAACCUUUGCGGCAAGAUCCGGGCGACUCAGGGUAAGGGUCUGAUGCCUGACGGCACUUCCCGCUUUACCUGCAAAGGAAAGGAACUUCUUCACUUCAUGGGAACGUCGACUUUCUCUCAAUACACUGUCGUGGCCGAUAUUUCCGUCGUAGCUGUCCAACAAGAUGCCCCUAUGGAUCGUACCUGCCUGCUAGGCUGUGGUAUCACCACCGGCUACGGCGCUGCGAGAAUCACUGCCAACGUCGAGGAGGGAUCCAACAUUGCCGUGUUCGGUGCUGGUUGCGUGGGUCUUUCGGUUGUCCAGGGCGCUGUUGCGCAGAAGGCAGGCAAGAUCAUCGUUGUAGAUGUGAACCCGAGCAAGGAAGAAUGGUCUAAGAAGUUUGGCGCCACCGACUUCGUCAACCCCACCAAGCUGGAGGGACAGACAAUCCAAGAUAAGCUAAUCGAGAUGACCGAUGGCGGCUGCGACUACACAUUCGAUUGCACUGGCAAUGUUGGCGUGAUGCGAGCAGCCCUGGAGGCUUGCCAUAAGGGAUGGGGCCAGAGCAUCGUCAUCGGUGUUGCUGCUGCCGGCCAGGAGAUCUCAACCAGACCAUUCCAAUUGGUCACUGGUCGUGUGUGGAAGGGUUGUGCCUUUGGUGGUGUGAAGGGCCGAUCUCAACUACCUGGCCUCGUUGGAGAUUAUCUGGAUGGCAAGUUGAAGGUAGAUGAGUUCAUCACUCAUCGCGAGACCUUAGACAAGAUCAACACAGCAUUUGAGACGAUGAAGGCAGGAGACUGUAUUCGCUGCGUUGUGACGAUGAAGGAAUAAAAUAAAAGGGGUGUUGAUCACGUGUAAAGCAAGCAUGAAAUAUCCUGAGAUUUAGU